UUUCAACCGUCAACCGUUUUACUUUUAAAUUAAAAAAUAAACGAAAGCGUCCUGUCUGUUAUUAUUGAGUUUAACUAAUUGUGUUCAUAUUUGAAUAAGUGUUUUCUUCAGAUAUUCGUCUUUAAUGAUAAAAAUGGCUUCAGUAGAAGAACGUCUCAAUAAGCUCAGGGAAGAACGGCUCGCCAGAGAAAAAGCUAGGAUUGAAAAGUUGCGGGAACUCAACUUAAAGAAAUAUGGAAAAAAUGAUGUCCAACUGCCGAAAAACUCUUCGACUGUUUCUCUUCCCGUCAAGUCUAAAUCGGACGCAAGUUGCGUUGCGAAAAAUAAUGUAAAUUAUGUUAAAAAUAAUAUACAAUCAAGUGGCCUCAAAAGGCCAUCUUCAAUACCAACUAUAAAAAAGAUUCCACCAAAAGAAUCUAACAAUAAUGGUAAAAAUGUUCAGAGCAACAAUACCAAACUAUAUAAUAAAAUUUCUAAUCAAGUAAAUACCAACAUUAGAAGAGAUAAAAUGACAAAUGUAUCAAAAGUUGAUACUAAAUGUCCAAAAGCAGUAAACAUGAAUGGCAAAGAUGUAAAUGCUGGAAAACCAUUGAAGGAAAUCACUCCGGAAGUAAAUAUUAAACGCUUUAACGAAAUUUGUGAUAAAAACCCAAAAAUAACAAUAACGGAACCAAAAGACACUAACAAGAGUGUUAACAAUAAAGUUAAUCUAAAAAACGAUUUGAAAUCUCGCAAAAGUUUAGCGGCUGUGUCGAAAAACGACAAUAAAUCUAGAAACUUCGAUAAAAGAAAAAGUGUACAGCCAAAUCAGAUGGCUAAUAGCAAUGGUAGAAGGGAAUCUGUUUUUGAUAGACUUUACAAACCAAAAAUGGUCGCACCAAAGGAAACUAUAGACAAUGCUCUCAAGCUGCGUACAGAUCCUAAUUAUUUGAAGAAAGUUAUAAAUGAUUCUAGAUUAAUCAUGAACAAGAGGCAUACUGUCUUCGAAGUUAAACCCACUAUGCCAGUACGUAGAUCGAUAUCAGCGGUACAUUUGAAGAAAAUAAGCAGGAAGGAACUGGGCAACUGCUUUCACAAAUGGGCAUCGAUUGGAGAAAAGAUAGACAAAGUACACCUCAAGGAUGUCAAUGAAGACGAUUGUAUAAAAGGUGAAAAAGUUGUAUCGGCCGUUAAAAGUGAACGGAAAAAAGUUAAAUUUCAAACGCCUAUUCCUUACAACUUUAAUACACCAAAAACGGAAGAACUACAGUCUAAACUGCGAAAUUGGUUGAAGAAACGAGGGAAAGCCAUCGAUUCAUACCAUCAUUUGCAAUGUUUUGGCUUACAUAAUCUUUCAAGGGACAUUAGACCUUUGAAUAUAGACGCACCGAGAUUUGAAGAAUUUGAUGACGACGAUAAAGAGAAUGUCGCGCUGGAUCAUGACAGUGAUAACGAAUCGUAUUUAGAAAACAUGAACAAUAAAAAUGGUGACCUUAACGAAGAGAAGAGUGAGAUUGGAUUUCCGACUGAGAACUGGCGUAGAGCGAGCUACGUCAGCGAUAGCAUUGACUGUAACGAGAGCUAUGAAACUACAUUGACGUCCGGGGAUGUGAUGCAUCACGUCGAUGAACUGCUAUUGGGUGCUUUGAAUGACUUGACCGAAUUAUUGAGAGAGGGUUUCGACUGGGAGCAGUGCGCGCGCUGGCUGCGCGCCAUCCGCGACCGCUUCCCGUCGGCGCCCGACAGCGCGCCCUACUGGGAGUGCCGCGCCGCGCUGGAGGAGCGCCGCGGGGACCUGCCCGCCUCCGUGCAGUGCUGGGAGCAGGCCAUCGCCAAGGGCACCGAGCAAUCCGUGGUUGAAGCGAACUUAGACCAGCUGCUGGACAAGUUCAUGCAGCUCAAGAUAAGUCCGAGUUCAGGGCGACGUCAGGUCGAUCCUAAGCUGGUGGACGUGAAGAAUAUCUUUAAGAGUACGAUCAUACGUUUCGCUGUUCAGCAGGCUAAGUUGCGCCAAUCUAAUGAGCCGCCGAAAUACACCGUGACGCCGGUACGACGUAGUUCCAGGCUAAGUUCGCAUUGGCGCCAGACACCGUUACGAGUGUGUACGACGAUACACCAAGCUUCAGAACUUGGAGCCGACUUCAAACCGAAUAAGGCUUUGACGAAGACCCCUUAGUAGAUUACUCAAGGUACACCGGACGGUCGAUGGUUCUAACCUGGCUCCUAGGGCUCUUGUUGUCUCAACGCCAAAUACAAGUUUAUAGGAUAAUAGAAAAAUUGUUGUUUGUUCGCCUGACUGCCAAAAAAAGUAGUGUAAUAUUUUCAAGGUUCAUCUAUAUACAUUUGUGAGUUAAAUUAUUUCACAAUAACUUUUAUAACUGCCUAUAAGAUUUGGCUGCUUGGACUAGCGUUGAAUAUCGAAAGUCGAUAGACUAUCGAUAGUUACGGUGUUAGAUACAGUAUCGAUAGUCGAUCAAUAGUAUUGUCACGUGUCAGUACUAUCGAUAGUAUUGCAAAAACCAUUAAAUUGAACCCAGAAUAUCGAUAUUUCAAAACUAUCGAUACUCUCGAUAGUAUCAAUAGUAUUGCUAACGGAGAGCUAACGAUAGUAUCGACAGUAUUUUUGAUAUCCUGAAUAGUUUUCGAGGUCAACUAUCGAUAGUUCUGCAACGCUGGCUUGGACUUCCUAAUUCAUUGGCUAUAAAAUCAUUCACACAUUUUGGAAGUUUAAAUUUCUUAAAUAUAAAUUGUAUUAUUUAUUUAAAAAAAUAAAUAAAUAAUGUAAUAGAAAGAGCAACUCGUUCUUAAGUUGUAUUUUUUUCGAAUUAUACUCUUUUAAUGGUCUUCUUUUCUCAGCACUGUCUCUAUUGGUUUAUCGUAUCUUUCUGUCGAGGCUUGUAUUGAAACAUUUUGUUUUAAUAAAAUCAUGUAUUAAUAUCGAUAUAUGUACAUAUUAUGUAUAAUCGUAACGUUUAUAUAAUAGUAUUACAAAGCAUUGUAUUUUCUUGUUAACGUGUUCACUGACCACGUGGUUCUAUUUGACCUCUUUUGACCCCCUCUUGGAAUAAUUGAACUAGGUUUUAUUUGUCAUCUGCCACCUCUAGGUUAGAAAGUAUUUUUUUUCCAUUAAAUUCAGAAGACUUUUGUCCUCUUGCACUAGUACUAGUUCACACGAAAAGAGUAUGUGUGUUCAUUGUAUGUUCUGAAUACUUCUUUGUUAUUAAAAAUCAUUCCAGAUUAACUCGAAGUUUGGUUGUCGUGUCUUUAAGACUUUAAUUUUAUGUGACGAAAUUAAAUGAUAC
Vanessa atalanta (red admiral) is the source of this 3281-nucleotide messenger RNA. RefSeq lists its product as uncharacterized. The record is from RefSeq and is a predicted model, not a curated record. The coding region runs from base 125 to 2155 and encodes 676 amino acids. Lineage: Eukaryota; Metazoa; Arthropoda; Insecta; Lepidoptera; Nymphalidae. The transcript has 6 exons.